Molecule: messenger RNA, 3668 nt
Organism: Parasteatoda tepidariorum (common house spider)
Lineage: Eukaryota; Metazoa; Arthropoda; Arachnida; Araneae; Theridiidae
Product: transcription factor Jun
Biological process (GO): regulation of cell population proliferation; regulation of transcription by RNA polymerase II; regulation of cell cycle
Cellular component (GO): transcription regulator complex
Molecular function (GO): DNA-binding transcription factor activity, RNA polymerase II-specific; transcription factor binding; RNA polymerase II cis-regulatory region sequence-specific DNA binding
Source: RefSeq, a predicted model, not a curated record
GUCUCAUUUUGGGUGAGUCAGCGUUAUAAGCUCAUAUGAUACAAAUUUUGAUGACUCAUUUCACUACACGUUGUCCAGCCAAGAAAGCGUGUGUUUUCUUGCAUCCAAACAUCAAAACAUUUGACCUAGUGUUACUACAAUCUGAAACUGAACCCAGAACAGCAACAGUGAGUGUUUACGAUUAGUUUUGCAGCUUUUAAAAUCUUAUUCUUUUUCAAUGUGCGAAGUUGUGUUUAUGUUUACUUGAGUUAUGGAAACAACAUUUUACGACGAUUCAAUGUCUCGACUUGGAAAAAAUGAUAAUCAGGCUCUUAAGCGUCCCGUAACACUGAACCUGGAAUCUCCGGGCAGUGCAGCGAAAAGGACUCGAUUCGAUCCUAUAUUGACGUCCCCGGAUCUUAAGAUGCUGCAACUUGCCUCCCCUGAACUGGAGCGAUUGAUAAUCAGCAACUCCAACUUCUCUGCCUCUACACCAACUCCAACUUCAUUCUUUUUCCCCAAGAAUGUGACUGAGGAACAAGAACAGUAUGCCAGAGGAUUUAUUGAUGCGUUGAAUCAGCUGCGUCAGCCUUCUUUAGAAAUAAACAAUAACUUUCUUCAUAAUUUUAGAACAGGUCUGACACCAGUUUCCUCUAAUGCCCCUGAUAUUGUUAUCACAUCUACUACUGCACCAGUUUCCACUAGUGCAGGCAAACUGUACAACAGUGUACUGCCUUUCACUAUCCAAUCUGCGCCAAUAUCAUCACCAACAAGUGUUAUCAAAUCUUUAGGAAAUGCCAAAAGUAUAGUAAAUGCAGUGCGACCACCCUCUGUUGAUAAUUUUAGUAGCAACAGUUGCAGUAGCAGCAGUAUGCCUGUGCCAUUAGAAAUAAACAUCAAGGAAGAGUUGCAAACUGUACCGAGUGACUAUUCGAGCCCUCCUAUGUCACCUCUAUACAAAGCUCCCAUAGACAUGGAGGAUCAGGAGCGCAUCAAAUUAGAGCGGAAACGCCAGCGAAACCGAGUAGCUGCCAGCAAAUGCCGUAAGCGCAAGUUGGAGAGAAUUUCGCAACUCGAACUAAAAGUUAAAGAGUUGAAAGGCGAGAACUCCAAGUUGGAAAUGGUUGCGAAAAAAUUACGAGGAGAAGUGUGUAAUGUAAAGCAAAUCAUGAUGGAACAUGUUACGCAUGGCUGCAGCAUACAAGUUCCAAAAUCUUAUUUAAGUUAAUUGCAGUGCCUUUCAUCAUUUUUCUUAUUCAGUGCAUUCGAUAAAUCAGUGACAAUUAAUGCUUCAUUUCACGUUUUCGGACAAUCAAUAUUUUGUCAACAAUCAUUCUGUAAGCGGCUCUGAAUAUCACUGCAUUGUGUGCUCUAUGGCAGCCUUUACCAUCACAUUGCAUGCUUUGUGAAAUUCAAUGACUAGAAAUUUUAUUGUACUGUGUCUCCUGUUAAAUUCAGUGACGCCAAUUAUCGUGGCAUUCGUUGGCAAUAAACUUCAUUACAUGUGGCGUUAAAGCACUGUAGACAAUAUAAACUGUUUCGUUUCUCACCAUUUGCUUACAUCUCUUUUUCUAUCAAAAGUUGAUCGUAUCAAUUCCAUGUUUUUAGAACUUCUUUGUAAAUAAUGUGUUACUUAUAUAAUAUUAAUAAGUUCUACAUUAUCUUAUAAAAGAAUAGUUAAAGCAUCAAUUAUUAAUGUUAAAGAUUUACUAAAUUUUUCAUAGACAAUAUUUAUUAUCGUAAUAAUUUAAAAUUAAAACGAGAAAUUGUGUAAAAGCUGUUUAAAAUUAAAUGUUUUCACUACUAUUUAUUACAAAGAGGAAAGUGUAAUAAAUAAAAAGUUUAAAUUUAUAGCUCUUAAAAUCAUGCAUUAAUGAAGGAACUUUUUAAUAUGAUCAAGUAAAAUAAUGAAAAGUGAUUUAUUGAAUUCAUUAUUUCAUAAAUUUUUAUUUUAUUAUUUGUUACUAGAUUCUGUUUGAAGUAUGAAUGAAAAAGUUACAGUAAACUUAAAACAUUCAAAUUUUUAAUUGCCAUUUUUUGCAUUCUUGCUGGUUGAGAAAUGUCCAAAUUAAAUUGUAUAUGUGGGCUAUAAAUUUAUCGAAAUGUUAUGAAAAAUAUAUGUGUUAUUACAUAAUUGUUAAGUUUUUGCUCUAGGCAAUCCAAACACAAAAUUGUGCAUAACGGAAACAUGGCACGCUAUUAAAAAUUUGGUGUAACAAAAAAUUAUAUCACAAUGUUAAAGUAAAGAUACAUAGAUUUUGAGGUACUUAUAGGUAUUAGGAACUGUGUUUGUGUUUGUAAUUGCAUUUCUAAGUUUUGGCCAACAUAAGCAUUGCUAUGUAUGUACAAACACGCAUAUAUAUAUGUAUGGUAUAUAUAUAUAUAUACAGUAUAUAUAUACAUACACACUGUAUAUAUACACAAUAUGUAUGUAUAUAUAUAUAUAUCCUAUAUGAUGGCAUAAGAAACUUUCCGUCAUGGUUCCUAUAACCUGUAAUCACCAAUUUAAAUUUACCAGGUCAAUUGUGUUACGUUAGUUGUCAUUUUAUAAAAGCCCUGAAGUUUCGGUAUUUUAAUAUUAUUUUGAAGGUCGUAAAAAUUUUUUUGUUGUAAAUAGUGAAAAUUUUAGUUUAUUGAUAUUUUAAUUCAUAUUUUUAAUAAUAUUUUUUGUUUAAUUUUUCAAUUUUAUAUCAAUGUGACGAGAUUUAAUAAGUUAUAUGUUGUUACUAUAGCGAAGUAUUUAAUUUUUCAAAAGUUAACUAGAUAUUAACUGUGAUUCCUGAAUUAAAUAAUUAAUAAAUUAAAGCUACAAUGUUGAAUUUGAGAUAUAAUAGUUGAAAUAAAGUGAUUCAUUAAGUUAUCAAUAUUUUAAGACGCUAAAAUAUAAAGCACUAUUAACAUUAGUUUUAUUCUACCUGAAUGUACUUUCCGCUUAAGAGAAACAUUUCUGUAUCUGUUUGAACAUUUUUAUUUGCUUGAAUACUUUUAACACUUACACUUAAAUUUUUUGAACAAUUACACACUUAUCAUUCUAUUAAUGUUUUUAAAAAUUUAGGCCACGUCUUUGAGCAGUGUUAAAAAAAAAACAAAUAUUGACAGUUAUAUUGAAAUUUACAAAUUUUUUGUUAGUGUCAUUCUUUCUGCAACUAUCUUCAUAAUUAUUUUACUGCCAUAAUUUCAUCAUAUUAUUUUAAAGAAUUUUUUUUUUUGAAAAGUGAUUAAAAUUUCUGUAACAAGAUAUCUGUAAUUUAUUAUUAACUUUUGUGUUAAUUAUAUUUGAUAAUCAAAUUUGAACAUUUUUUUUUUAACAGUUCCAUAAGCCUUAAUAAUCUUGAAUAAUCUUUUCAAAUUUUACACAUUUUAUCAUAUUUCCUUUCAAUGUAAUUUAUUGUUGUCUCAUGAUGGUAAUAAAACGAAAGGAAGAAAAAGUAUUUUUCUAUAAUUAAUCUGUAAUAUUGAGUCUAUAAAUGGAGGAUUUUGUAUAAAUUUGUAGAAGCUGUGAUAAUGCAUUUGUUUUUAUUAAAGGUAAUUUUUCUAAGUUACCUUGCUAAUCUUCUUUUACUGCUCAAAUUUUUAUAGAUUAUGUCAUUUGUAUUUACUUUUGUAAGCAGUGAGAAGUUAAUGUAUUAUAUUUUGUACAGUCUUAGAUGCAUCUUGUAUAUAAUAAAUGGAAUUCUUUUAAGUACAAA